Messenger RNA from Papilio polytes (common Mormon), 6203 nucleotides. It is a transcript of the gene LanB2, whose product is annotated as laminin subunit gamma-1. The coding region runs from base 71 to 4987 and encodes 1638 amino acids. Lineage: Eukaryota; Metazoa; Arthropoda; Insecta; Lepidoptera; Papilionidae. The transcript is spliced from 29 exons. The record is from RefSeq and is a predicted model, not a curated record.
AAACGCGCAAAGCGUCAGUGCUCGGUCGACCAGCAGGCGUGUCGACGCGGGCUCCACGCGCUCUCACAAAAUGGCGCAGCUUCUCAUUUACACACACUUUCUAACGUUUAUGGCUGUUGCAUCGGCACAGGAUUACUACCACACGCCAAGGAUAGGUUCACAGGACUUAGCGACCUGUUAUAACAUCGACGGACAACCUCAAAGAUGUAUACCUGAGUUCGAAAAUGCAGCUUUCAUGGUACAAAUGGAAGCUACCAACACGUGCGGUGAUAAUGGCUCCAAAAUGUACUGCAUACAGACAUCUGCUGGUAGUUCCUCUGGUACAAGGUCUUGUGACUUCUGUCAGUCUGGUCAGUUCUCAAGCUACUUCCUAACUGAUCUACAUUAUGAACAGGACAAUCAGACAUGGUGGCAAUCAGAAACUAUGAAGGAAGGGAUCCAGUAUCCCAAUCAAGUGAAUCUCACUUUACAUUUAGGAAAAGCUUACGAUAUCACCUACAUACGGAUAGUGUUUUACUCGCCGAGGCCGCAAAGUUUCGCUAUUUACAAGAAAAGAAGCGAAGAUUCAGAUUGGGAACCGUACCAAUAUUACAGUGCAUCAUGCCGUGACACGUAUGGAGUACAAGAACAACGCGCUGCGGAUAUGGGUGCAGAGACUAGAGCACUGUGCACGAGCGAAUAUUCUGACAUCUCCCCACUGUCAGGUGGUAACGUUGUGUUCUCAACUUUGGAGGGUCGACCCUCAGGGUAUACCUUUGAGAGCAGUCCAGAAUUACAGGAAUGGGUGACAGCUACUGAUCUUCGUAUAUCUUUGGAUCGCCUAAACACAUUUGGAGAUGAAAUCUUCGGGGAUACCCAAGUGUUGCAGUCGUACUGGUACGCCAUCGCUGACGUGUCUGUCGGCGCGCGUUGUAAAUGUAACGGCCACGCCUCCAUCUGCGACUCUAUUGAGAUGCCAGACGGAUCCCGAGCCAGAUCCUGCAGGUGUGAACAUAACACUGCUGGUCGUGAAUGUGAGAAAUGUCUGGAUUUCUACAAUGAUGCUCCCUGGGGCAGAGGUUCCCCUAACAAUGUUCACGAGUGCAAGGCUUGCAACUGCAAUGGCUUCUCAAACAAGUGCUACUUCGACAAGGAGUUGUACGAGCGUACUGGCCAUGGUGGUCACUGUAUGGACUGUGCCGAGAACAGAGAUGGCGCCAACUGUGAGAGAUGUAAAGAGAAUUACUUCCAGGGCGCAGAAGACAUCUGUAUGCCGUGUAACUGCAAUCCUACUGGUUCUCGCAGCCUUCAAUGUAACUCCGAGGGCAAAUGUCAAUGCAAGCCAGGCGUGACUGGUGACAAGUGUGACGUAUGCGCAGCGAACCACUUCGACUUCACUACUCAAGGCUGCAAGCCGUGCGGGUGUAACGAGUCCGGAUCCUACGCAAACACGCCACAAUGUGAUCCUCAAACUGGCAUCUGUCUCUGCAAGCAAAAUGUCGAAGGAAAACAAUGCAGAGAAUGUAAACCUGGUUUCUUCAACUUGGAUUUAGUGAAUGAGUUCGGAUGCACUCCUUGCUUCUGUUUUGGCCACUCUUCUCAAUGCAGUUCGGCACCAAAAUAUCAGGCCAAUGAAAUCACAGCCCAUUUCAUAAGAGAUGCAGAGAAGUGGGGAGCAGAAGAUGAUCAGAGGAAACCGGCACCAUUACAGUUUAAUGCCAAUACACAGAAUAUAGCGGUGAAGUCGAAAGGAUCGGAAAUAAUAUACUUUGUGGCUUCAAACCUAUUUCUUGGCGACCAGAGACCUUCUUACAAUCACGAUCUUAAAUUCAGUCUGCGGCUUGGUGAGAGUAGAGGCUAUCCUUCUUCUCAGGAUAUAGUCCUCGAAGGAUCCCGGGCUUCCGUAUCCAUGAACAUUUAUGGUCAAAACAAUCCGGAACCCACUGAUCAGAUCCAAGAAUACACUUUCCGUCUCCACGAAGAUUCUCGAUACGGAUGGACACCUACACUCUCUAAUUUCGAAUUUAUGUCAAUACUACAAAAUCUAACUGCUAUUAAGAUAAGAGGAACGUACAAUAAAGGCGGAGAAGGUUACAUGAUGAGUUUUAAUCUUGAUACUGCUAAUAUCGGACGGGAGAAAGGUUCGGCGCCUGCCAAUUGGGUGGAGAAGUGUUCGUGUCCUAAAGCAUACGUAGGAGAUUAUUGCGAAGAAUGUGCUCCAGGAUUCAAACACGAACCUGCUAAUGGUGGACCAUACUCGACUUGUAUUCCUUGCGAUUGUAAUGGGCAUGCGCACAUCUGUGAUACAGCCACAGGAUUUUGUAUUUGCAAACAUAACACAACUGGUAGCAACUGCGAGCUUUGUGCAAAAGGGUUCUAUGGUAACGCCAUAGCGGGAACUGCGGACGAUUGUAAACCUUGCCCAUGUCCUAAAGAUAGUGGUUGUAUUCAGCUGAUGGACCAAAGCAUUGUUUGCACAGACUGUCCUUUGGGAUAUGCAGGACCAAAGUGCGAAGUAUGCGCGGAUGGCUUCUUCGGUGAUCCCACGGGACAAUUUGGUCCUGCGAAACCUUGUGAAGAGUGUCAAUGUAACGGAAAUGUGGACUCUAAUGCUGUUGGCAACUGUAAUAGAACUACCGGAGAGUGUUUGAAGUGUAUUUACAACACUGCUGGUGAACACUGCGAUAAAUGUUUGAGUGGUUUCUACGGUGAUGCUCUUGAUCAAACUAAGAAAGGUGAUUGCAAACCUUGCCAGUGCCAUGAAGCUGGAACUCUUGAAAGCGCAGAAGGUCCACCGCAAUGCGACGGACUCACUGGCUUUUGUUCUUGCAGGGCGCAUGUUAUUGGCAAAAAUUGUGAUAAAUGCGAGGAUGGUUACUACAACAUUGAUUCUGGAGAGGGCUGCAUUCCUUGCCAGUGCAAUCUUGAAGGUUCCUAUAACACAACGUGCAAUGCAGUUUCUGGACAAUGUUAUUGUAAACCGGGUAUUGAUGGCAAACAUUGCGACCGUUGCCGUGCAUAUCAUUAUGGAUUCUCGGUGGAGGGGUGCCUAGACUGCGACUGUGAUGAGUGGGGCUCUACCAACUACCAAUGUGACGUCAGCGGUCAAUGCUCUUGCCAAGAGAACGUUGAAGGACGUAGAUGUGACCGGUGCAUGGAAAACAAGAAACGGAGAGCUGAUGGACAGGGUUGUGAGGAUUGUCCGCCAUGCUACAACCUAGUGCUAGACGCGGUCAAUGACCAUCGACGCAAAUUAAAGGAAUUAGAUGAAAUUCUAGCUAAAAUUUCCAAAGCGCCAACAGUAGUCGAGAAUGCCGACUUCGAUCAAGAACUCCAACGGGUUAGGGCUGAAAUAGAGAGAUUAGUACAAGAAGCGCAGGCUGAACUAGGUAACGGUCCUGGGUCUAGCUUGACCAACAAUCUAGCUGAACUGGCAAAUAGACUUGCCGACAUCAGAGAUAUGCUAUACAAAAUAGAGGACGCUAGUUACGAAGGCAAUGAAUCUGUUGAAAGAAGCAAAGGCAAUGUAUCUAAAGCUGAAGAUACUAUCGAAGCCGCGCAGAAGGAGAUAAAUAGUGCAUUAGAAUAUCUUGAUGGCGAAGGCGCGGCAGCGUUAGCCAAAGCCCGCAACAGAUCUGAUCAAUUCGGCAAACAAUCCGUUGAUAUGUCAGCUCUGGCAAAGGAAUCUCGUCUUCUGGCCGAGAAACUAGAAAAUGAAGCAAGGAAUAUUAGAGAUAUAGCUGAAAAAGCGUACAAUACCUCCUUGUUAGCAAACAAGAUUGCUAAAGAUGGUAUUAAUAAACAGGCAAAUAUAAGUAAUGAAGUUCAAAUUCUUGCCAACGAAUUGAAUGCUGCGUCAGGAAAAUUAAGCAGUAUGAUGGAACUAGCUGACCAAGCACUGACAAGAGCUAAAUCUGUUUACGACGAUGCUUUGGGAUUGUACGCGGAAGUGAAUACAACAUUAUUGCCAGAUAUUAAACUCAACAAACUUCGACAUGAUUCAAAUGAUAUGAACAGAACAAUAGAUGAAAAAGCUGCUAUGCUUGAAGAGUUGAUGAACAGUAAUGAGGAUACUCUUAAAAAUCUAGACGAGGCGAUUCUCAAAGGUAGAGAUUUGUUAGAACAAGGUAAUGAGAGGCAAGAAGAACUUAACGAUCUCUUAGCAAAACUUGAUGUACUACAAGCACAAGCUAAAAAAGAUGUUGAACUCACCAAAGCUACGCUUAAGGAGGCUAACGAAAUUUAUAAAACACUCAAAGAGUUCAGCGAUCAGGUAGCGGAAUCCCGGCGACUGGCCGACCAAGCUGCCUUAGAUGUUCCACCGAUCCAAGCAAAAGUCGCAGCAGCUGAUGAGAGUAUUUCAAGUAUUAUUGAAGAGCUGAAUAACGCAAGUGAUAAAGCUAAAGAGGCUAGAGAUCUAGCACAAAAAGCACAAAAGGAAUACGCUGAUAAAGCUUCAGAGGCAGCGCACGAGAUAAGAAAGAAAGCGUCCGCCUCUAGGGUUGAAGCUGGCAAGCUUAGAGAUGAAGCUGAUAAAUUAUCAACACGUGUCAAGGGUACUGCGAAGGACAUAGAAGAUCGUGAGACCGAAGCUAAAGAAAAUCUGGAAUUAACUCGCAACGCUAAGAUGAAGGUUGGGCAAGCUAAUACUGACGCUAGAGAGGCGGAGAAACAAGUGUCAAAAGGUCUAGAGGAUUUGAAGGUUAUCAUGGAGGAAUUGCAGAAUCUUCCAACGUUGGACGACAAUGCGCUUAAUAGGCUUCAGAACAGUCUUGAUGCAGCAGAAAAGGCAUUGCUUAAAGUGGACUUGGACGGCAAAAUAAAAACAUUAACAGAAGCUAAAAAUAAUCACCAAAGAUGGAUUAAGCAAUAUCAAGACGAGCACGAUCAUCUCCGCGGUGAAGUGGACAAUGUUAAGGCUAUACUCAAUCAACUGCCAGCGGGUUGCUUCAAGCGGAUCGUUUUGGAACCCACCGAAGGUCCCAGUAAACCGGCAAGCUUUAGAUAGACGUAUAUAAUUAUAGCUUAGAAGCCAUAGCAACCUUCGUUAGAAAGAAUAAAUACACUAAAUGAAUCUAGAUUGAGACUAUAUUAAUUUCUAAGUUAUGUUACUUUUAAAAUCCUCCAAACGAUUAUUCUACAAAUUAAUACGAUUUAUAAUCAUUAGGUUUUGUUGUUAUAAUAAUAAAAAUGUACUUUAUUUUGCAAAAUUGUCAAAAUGAAAUUAUAUCGAAUCAUUAUUGUUAAUGUAUGUCUUUUUGUCUACUGACUUGAGAUCAAGUGAAACACAAUGAUCCUAACAUAUUGCAUGAUAUCCAAUUGAAUGAUAUAAUAAAUGUAUUUAACCGUGUGUUCACAUUACUAAAACAUUUUCAUAAAACAUGUUACGAUCAGUCUUUUUAGUACUUGUAGAGUUCGUAACGUGCUUCAUGAAAAGUUACAGUAGUUUUAUUAUCACUAACUCACGCUAGUUAUGGAAAAUAAUUAAUUAAUAUUAAUUAAUGUCAUUAGACAUGAACUGUCGUAUUUUAUUUGUAGAAAUUGCUUACACAAAACCUUAUGCUAUUGUCAAUGUUAGUAAUGAAAUGCCUUAAUAUGCCUUACGUAAUAUAAUUUAUAAUAUAUAUAAAUCAAAUGGUAGUUAAGGUAAAAAAUGUGUUUUUUUACAAUCUAUAAACACAAUGUGUUUUUAUUUCUAUGCCAUAAAACGUUUUUGUAAUAUUACACCUAAUUUACUAUUAUAAUAUGUUAAGACGUGUUAAAAAACGUAUGCAACUGAAAAGAAUUUUUCGUAAAAUAUUUUUUUUUUAUUAAUUAAAAACAGUUUUUAUGUACUUACAAUGCUGCAUUUAUACGCUUGCAUUUAUUGUACUUUUUAAUUCUUAGCAGACUAAAGUUUUAUGAUUUACUAAGUUUAUUUUCAUUCAUUAUAAUUAAUUACAUCACAUAUAUAAUGUGCCAUAUUUUCUGUUUCUGAUUUGUAAAUAUAAACAACUAACACUGUUAAGUAAUAUACUAUAACUAUAUAUUUUUUAUAACUUUCGUAAUAUCUUUCAAAAAUAUUUCUUAUACAUCAAUCUCGCCAAAGACAUACGAAGGUAAAAAUUACAUUAGAUUUUUACGGUCCUAUAAUUAUUUUUAUAUAUUUCUUUACACUAUACUGAUACUGUAUUAAUAUAAAUGUAAUGUAGCUUAUUUAUUCGUAAUACAAAACACAAGAAUAA